AUGGAAGUGAUUGCUGUUGGAACUGCCGCCAUCGACGUGGUCCACGAAGUGGCCGUGUACCCUGAAGAGGACUCGAAGGCGCGGUCCUUGGCAACUUACAAGUGCCGAGGCGGCAACGCUGCGAGCGCUCUGGUAAUUUGCUCCCAACUCGGCGGCCGCUGUCGAUGGCUAAGUACUUCGACCGACCCGGACAAAGACAGUGAUGCCAAGUUCAUCCAUGCCGACUUGGCUGCAUUCAAUGUGGACUGUUCGUUAGCAGUCAUUGAAAAAGAAGGUAGCAUGCCCGUAUCGUACAUUGUUUCGAGUCAAGCAUCGGGAUCGCGCACGAUUGUACACUCGCGCACAAUUGCCGAACUCACGUGUGAAGCAUUUGCGCGACAAGUCGAGGGGUACAUGACGGAGAUCCGACACGAUGCAAAUGCGCCCGUGUGGUUUCAUUUCGAGGGACGAAACAUGGACAUUGUGAGGCAGAUGAUGCUGCAUAUCCGAAACACUGCACCGCGCGCGAAGAUCUCGGUUGAGAUUGAAUUUCCAAGAUACCCAUGGAGUCUUGCCAAAACACUGGCGUCGUUGGCGGAAUACGUGUUCGUGUCGAGGGACUACCUUCGUACCAAUAUGCACAUAUCGAGCGCAAGCGAGUUUUUCGAACGCAUUCAGAAUCAGGAAUGGGACGAGAACUGGAAUUCGUGGGUAAACGCCUUCAUAUGCCCUUGGGGCUCAGAGGGUGUGUACUAUCUCGACAUGUCUGGUUCAACGGUACAUCAUCUUUCUACUGCCCGACUCGACCGCGUGGUGGAAUCUAGCGGAGCAGGAGAUUCUUUCAUCGGGGCAGCUCUUGCGGGAUUGUCUCGUCGCAAUGCUCCGCUCCAUGUCGUUCUGCAGAUAGCGUGUGACGUAGCUACUCUGAAGUGCUCGCAGCGUGGAUUCGAGCUUCCUUCGAGCAAAGUCUUGGAGUGGAGGAAUGUUUUAGAGACCACUGGUGACUCCGACGACCCAGGCGGUAGAUGGACGCCAGAGGGCUCCAUCAGAUAUUGUUGA
This is a messenger RNA of Hyaloperonospora brassicae, 1038 nucleotides long. NCBI's taxonomy places the organism in Eukaryota, Oomycota, Peronosporomycetes, Peronosporales, Peronosporaceae. The record is from the annotation of a GenBank genome assembly.